Colletotrichum karsti is the source of this 1389-nucleotide messenger RNA. Its product is annotated as FAD dependent oxidoreductase. The record is from RefSeq and is a predicted model, not a curated record. NCBI's taxonomy places the organism in Eukaryota, Fungi, Ascomycota, Sordariomycetes, Glomerellales, Glomerellaceae. Gene Ontology annotation, cellular component: cytoplasm. The coding region runs from base 1 to 1389 and encodes 462 amino acids. The transcript has 4 exons. Gene Ontology annotation, molecular function: oxidoreductase activity.
AUGCCGCGUUCCCCGCUCCCGGUUCCGAACUCCACGACCUCCUUUUGGAGGUCUGACCCGCAUCCGCUUGACAAUCACCGGUCUACCCCCGAAGUCCCCUCACAAGUCGAUAUCGCCGUCAUUGGCGCCGGCUAUGCAGGCGUGUCUACCGUCUAUCACAUUCUCGACAUCUGCAAGUCCAAGGGGACACCGCCACCGAAUAUUGUGAUACUCGAGGCUCGGCAAGUUUCCUCAGGAGCUACGGGCCGGAAUGGUGGGCAUCUGAAACCGGACCCUUACAACCGUCCCUCGAGUCUUGCCGUCACUCAUGGUGUUGAGGUCGCUGCCGAGGUUGCUGUCUUUGAGGCGCAGAACCUUCCAGCCGUGAAGAAGGCCGUGGAAGCUGAGGGCAUUGAGUGCGAUUUCGUGUUGACGCGUGCCGUCGACGCGUUAAUGAGCGAUGCCAUCUGCGAGAAGAUGAGAUCCGGCGUUGAGCUGCUGAGGAAACAUGGAGUCUCAGUAAUGGAUGACGUUUACUUCGCCAAAGGUGCAGAGGCAGAGCAACUUUCCGGCGUCAAGGGUGCCAAAGGUUGCCUGUCGUAUUCAGCCGGGCACUUGUUCCCAUAUAAAAUGAUCAUCGGAUUAUUGUCCAAGGCCCUCGCCGCCGGCGUCAACUUGCAAACAAACACGCCCGUCACCAGUGUCACAGACGCGCCAGACGCGGAGGCCUACCUCACCCUGAUGACCUCACGUGGCCCGAUUCGGGCCAAGAAGAUUGUGUACGCGACAAACGGAUACACGUCGUCGAUCCUCCCGGAGUUCUCGGAAAAGAUCGUCCCCGUGCGGGGGAUUUGCAGCCACAUCGAGCCGGCCAAGACCCCCGCUCCGCUACUGCCUCACUCGUACAUCGUCCGCUGGUCGGACACGGAGUACGAGUACCUCAUCCCGAGACUGGACGGCAGCAUCGUCGUGGGAGGCGCGCGGUCGGAGUACUGGCAGGAUCUGGACUCGUGGUAUAAUACCGUCCGCGACGACGAGCUGAUCGACUCUGCGAAGAACUACUUUGAUGGAUAUAUGCAACGUGUGUUCCGUGGGUGGGAGGAUAGCGGCGCUCGUACGUCGAAGGUGUGGACGGGAAUUAUGGGAUACUCGACUGAUUCCACGCCCCAUGUGGGUUUUGUCCCGGGACGGCAGAACCAGUUCAUACUUGCUGGAUUCUCAGGCCAUGGCAUGCCGAAUAUCUUCUUGUCCGCAAAGGGUGUGGCGUCGAUGAUGAUGGAGAAUGCGACAUUCAAGAGUACGGGUAUUCCUAGGAUCUAUGAGGCUACCCAGGCAAGGUUGGAUAGCAAAACAAAUACUGUCAUCGACGGUUGGAAGGCGAGUCAGAAGAAGCAAGGGCCCAGACUGUAA